CAGGCAAGUAAAGGGAGGUAUUGUAUGAGACCGUCUUGCAGUCAUCGCUGAGGGCAACAUCACAGAAGUAUACAUCGGACUGUGCUGCACGAAGGCUAGCAUUAGCUGGCUUUAAUUUAUGGAAAACGAAGAAGCACACUUUAAAAGUGGCAAAGCAACGCAGUGAAUCAUGCAUCUGCUAUGAAUGACUCAGGACAACAUUUGGGGCUUUGUUCGGUGCUGUCCGGGCCACCUGGAGGAUUAGGGAGGACAUCAACUGAAGCAUUUAGUCGUUCCUGACUUCCCGAACGCCCUGACUGGUGUUGUACCUGGAGGUGUGGACGACAUGGCCAGUCCACAGCAGACUGAUCUGUCAUAUGCGUGGGAAAAGUACAUGGAUUGCAGACUGCAAGGAGCGGAUCUGCAGCGCCCUGGUGUGCAGUGACACCCACCCACCCACCCACCCUCCCUGACCCUGGUCAGCCUUCAGGGUCUGGAGAAUUUCCUCUGUCUCUUCCACUAUGUGCAGCAUCACCCCAACAACAGUAAAGAUGCACUGAAAUUCUGCUCAGACAUGAGUGGGGCCAGCAACACACUGGCGAGAGAGUUCCUGACUGAUGUACAUCAACUAUGCAGUGCGGUCGCCCAGAGAGCGGAGGCACGAGAGGAAGAUGAGGAGGAGAGUCACAUGGUGGCACUGGGAGAAUACCUGGUCAGGGGACGGGGCUUCCUGUUGCUCAGCACCCUGGACUCCAUCAUUGACCAGGAAUUGACCUGCCGGGAGGAGCUUCUCACUUUGCUGCUGUCUCUGCUACCACUGGUCUGGAAGAUCCCUGUGCAGGAGGAAAAAGCCCCAGAUUUCACCCUGCCGUCCCUACUGGAGGUAUUCCUUAGCCGGGAGGUGAAGGCGGCCACUCUCAGAGCAGGACAGAAGGCUGCGACAGAUGAACAGAACCCUGGAAAGAGGUCCCGUGUUGGCAGUGGCACCUGGAAGUCACGGAGGUCACGCAGGACAGCGCAGAGAUACUCUCUAAAGGAUGCUCGGAAGUCCCAGGUUUCUACCUCAGAUUCGGAAGCCAACCCUGAAGACAAAGCUGUCCCAGGCCCCGGUGGUGCAAGGAGCCGAAGGUCACAUGGCUCCACCAUCCGGGUAAGCUGUCAGCAUCAUCAUCAUCGUUCAGAGGCCUCACUGUUCACAUCCACCGCUACCACCCCCACAGAAACCAUGAGUACACUAUAUCCGAGCCCCCGAGCCCCAGGGUCCCAGAUGGUGGACACUGAAACCCUGACAGACCCAGCUGCAAUAUCAAUUUUCAACCGCAUGGAGAACUCGCCCUUUGAUCUCUGCCAUGUGUUACUUUCCCUGCUGGAGAAGGUUUGUAAGUUUGACAUGAGCAUCAACCAUAACCCUGGCCUUGCAGUUAGCGUCGUACCUACUCUCACUGAGAUCCUGACUGAGUUUGGAGAUUGCUGUGGUCCAGGAGGAGGGGGUGGAGGUGGAACGGGGGCAGAGGAGCUAGCUGGAGGCUGGACGGAAGAGCCCAUCGCACUGGUCCAGAGGAUGCUUCUACGCACCAUCCUGCACCUGAUGUCAGUGGAUGUGAGUCAGAGUGAAACCCUCCCAGAUAGCCUCAGACGCAGCCUGACAGACCUGCUCAGAGCCACCCUCAAAAUCCGGAGCUGUUUGGACAGACAGAAUGACCCUUUUGCUCCUCGGCCUAAGAAGACCCUGCAGGAGGUCCAGGACGACUUUUCGUUCUCCCGCUAUCGCCACAGGGCACUACUGCUGCCAGAGCUUCUGGAGGGAGUACUACAAGUGCUUCUGGGUUGCCUGCAGGCUUCCACACCCAACCCCUUUUUCUUCAGCCAGGCGCUGGAGCUCAUCCAUGAGUUUGUCCAGCACCGUGGUCUGGAGCUGUUCGAGGCUACAGUGCUGCGGCUGGAAGGACUUGGCAGGGCCAGGGAUUCUGAGGUGGGAGGUGAGGUUUCAGAGAGGCUACGAGGUCUCAUUGCAGGAGUCUUCAAGAUCAUCAGUGCUGUCAAGAAGGCAAAGUCAGAGCAGCUGCAUCAGUCUGUGUGCGCCAGACGCCGCCACCGUCGCUGUGAAUAUUCCCACUUCCUGCAUCACCACAGAGACCUGUCAGGUUUGCCCGUCUCUGCUUUCAAGCAGGCUGCUAGACGCAACCCCUUUGAAGAAGACGGAGAAGGCAAGGAAGGGAUGGAUGGUGAUGCGGUGCGUUACCCCGAGCGCUGCUGCUGCCUGGCUGCCUGUGCUCACCAAUGUCUGAGGCUCUUGCAGCGACUGUCUCCCAGUGGGCCAGCUGUGUUGCAGGUACUAGCUGGGGUGCAGGCUGUUGGAAUCUGCUGUUGUAUGGACCCCUGCUCAGUUGUAGGACCCCUGCUGCAUGCCUUUCAAGCUCCAGGUCUGCGUAGUUACCAGUCUCAUAUUCUCAGUGUCCUGGGCCGACUGAUCCUAGACCAGCUUGGUGGUGGACAACCUUCAGAGAAAGCCAAGCUGGCCUCCUGUAACAUCUGCACGCUAGACAGCAGCCAGCUGCCAGGCCUGGAGGAGACACUGCAGCACGGGGAACCUUCGGCCGUUUCUACCAGUCUGUGCUACCGCUCCCAGGGGAUUCUGCCAAGUGGAGGUGGGGCAGAGGACAUGCUGUGGAAGUGGGAUGCUCUGGAGGCCUAUCAAGAGCUUGUGUUUGGUGAGGACUGGCAGUUGAGCCAGCAGAUAGCUGGCCAUGUGUGCCACCUGACCCUGCGGGGCAAUGCCAUAGUGCAGUGGCAGCUCUACACGCACAUCUUCAACCCUGUGCUGCAGAGAGGGGUCGAGCUGGCCCACCACGCCCAGCAGCUGGGGGUCUCCACGGUCUGUACUCAGGUUUGCAGCUAUCACAUGCAGUGCCUUCCUGUGGAGGUACUACUCAUCUACCUGCAAACGUUACCCGCCCUUCUUAAAUCAAGGGUGAUCAGAGACCUUUUCCUCAGUUGUAACGGGUUAAAUCAGGUGACAGAGCUCGUCCACCUCGACCAGACGCGCUCUUUGGCCUUGAAGGUGUUUGAGACUCUGAUAAUAGGCGUUGGACACCAGCAGGCUGACGGGGUGCUUCAGGAGCUGGAGAGUGCCGAUGCUGAAGAAAGGGAGGCCGUCUUGGGCCUGGCUGAGGAGCUGGGGUCCCGAGGGGCUGGAGAGGGCCCGCAGAGCCUUAGCAAGUUCUACGAAGGCCUAAAGGAGGCAUAUCCCCGGCAUAAGAGCCGCAGUGGGCAGGGACGUGGACCGGGGGGCAGCCGAGCAGAGACCCACCUCCACGUUAUCAACCUCUUCUUAUGCGUGGCCUUCCUCUGUGUCAGCAAAGAGGCCGAUUCUGACCGGGACUCAGCCAACGACUCCGAGGACACUUCAGGUUAUGACAGCACAGCCAGUGAACCUCUUGGCGGGCGACUGCCUUACCUGUCCCCAGAUAGCGUGGCUCUGCCCUCCAAAGAGCAGGUGCGAUGCGCUGCAGAUGUUUGGUCAGUGUGUCGGUGGAUCUACUUGGCCAGCCCCUUGUUUCAGAGGCAGUUCUUCAGGCUAGGAGGACUGGAUGUCUGCUUGCGCCUCAUGGCCAUGGUUAUUCAGAAACUUUCCUGUAAGACCAAGGAGGGGAAAGCAAAGAAGAAGAGGGAUGGUAAGGGCAAAGCCAGCCCUGAGUCCACAGCAACAUUACUCGGACCAGAGGAGACCACUCAUGAUCCAGCCGACGCCCUCUGCACUGCUCCAGCUGAGGGAAAGACCAAAGAUCCAGCAAAGAAGCUGGAGGAAGAAUGGCAACUACAAAGCAUUCGUCUCCUUGAGGCCUUGCUGGCUAUUUGUCUGCACAGCGCUAACUCGGCCCUUCAGAGGAUAGAGCCGGAGCUUUCUCAUCAGCUCCAGUCAGUGGAAGAGACGCUGUUUGAGGUGAGAGACCAGCUGUCUCGCUCAGGGGUGGUGAACUCCGACCUUGCUGUUCCUCUGUUUGACUCUCUCCUGAGAGUAGCCCUGGCAGAGGUGUCAUCCUGUCCUGACCCCCCUGAGGAGAAGCCAGACAGGGUGAGUCCUGCCUUGGGAGAAACUAAGCUCCAGGUGUUGACGGAGGGGGUGGCCCCAGCAGGCGAUCUCUCUGAAGAAGUGGACGAGGUGCAGAGCUGUGGCGUCAAGCCCCCGGGGGAGGAGGAGGGCUACGACGCUGACAGCGAAAGCAACCCUGAAGACAUGGCCAAGCAGGAGGAGGGAUUGAAGGUGGAGGCUGCUGUGCUGCGUGAGUUUGUGGCGGUGGCGGACGGUCCCCAGCGUGGCGUGCUGCUGUUCCCCGAGAUCUGCACGAUGGAGCUGAAGCUACUCGCCACCGGCUCCCCAGACCUGGAGGUUCUGAGUCACGUGUUUCACAGCCUGCUGGGAGCGGUACACGCUAACCACCGCAAUGCUGCCCUGCUCUAUGACCAGGGAGGAGUCAAAACCAUCCUGUCUGGCUUUCACAACAUCCUCAGUCAAACAGACCCCUCCUUUACAGAUUGCCAGACGGUGCUAGUGGAGCUGCUGGUUGCCAUGGUGAGCCAGCAAAUCACGGCGGAGGAACUGGCUCUGUUGAUUCGCCUCUUCCUGGAGAAGACCCCACCUACUGAGAUUUUACUGAAAGGCAUCCUACAAAUCGUUGAAGCCAACGUGAAUAUAGAACCACUUCACUUCCUCACUUUUCCAAUAGUCCUUGGUGCUUCGACCCCAGGAGGGCUGUCCGCUGUCUCCAGACAGAACGGUGCUGCCGGAGGAAAAAGUGUUGGUUUGCUCUGGAAGGGCAAACUGUCUCCUGGCCGCAGGGAGGGGGAUACAGAGUACGGACCGAGCCACCUCCAUUCCUCUCCUUGGUACAUUGCUCCUCUCCACUUGCCCCUGGUGGGGCAGAACUGCUGGCCGCACAUGGCUAGCGGCUUCAGUGCCUCUAUGUGGCUGAGAGUGGCAGAGCAGGAGGAGAAGGAUGGCGACAAAGACAAGGAAGAGAGUAACCCCCCCGCAGCUGAUUCCCACCUUGGCUCCUCUCAGGCUGGAACAAGAUUAGUAGAGGAAGGUCUCAUUCAUAUUCUGUCCAUGGGCUCCAAGGCACUGAUGCUUCAAGUGUGGGCAGACUUCUCUACAGGCUCCCUCACAUUCAGGAUUUGUAUAGACCCAAAUGAUGAGAUAAAAGCAGGGCUGCUGGCGCAGGCAGACUCUGGUGGGGAACUGUUCAGAGCGGGCCAGUGGCAGCACCUCGGCCUCACUUACACCCAGCAGCCAGAGGGCAAGAAGAACAUCCACGGCCGCAUGGUGGUCUGGGUGUGUGGCAUCAGGAAAUGUGAGGUUUCUUUGGACUACACAAUACCAAGAAAGUCGAGUUUAUCAUCUGACAGCAACAAAACCUUCUGCAUGUUGGGCCACUGCACGGCGUCCUCUGAGGAUCUGUUGAAGCAGGGUGGACGCUGGAGCAUGGGCACUGUGCUUCUCUUCAAUGGGUCUAGAAUCGGAUCUGAGGAGGCCCUCUACCUGUACACCAGCGGGCCUGACCUCACCUCCAUCAUGCCCUGCAAAUAUGGCAAGCCCAGCGGGACAAUCUCCAAGUUUGUUACUCUGGAAGGCCUGAAGUGUGAGCACAUACGAGAGCUUCUGAUGAAGAAUAAGGAUGUGGACACAACAGCUUUGGUUGAGAGCUUGGCAGUAGUGUAUGCUCCCAGCAGUCCUAGAGUCUACACAAUCUAUGAGCCUGUAAUCAGAAUGAAGGGUCAGGCCAAGACGGUCGUCACCCAGCGGCCGUUCAGCUCCAAGGAGGCGCAGAGUGUUUCACUGGAGCCGAACUCUCUUAGAGCUCUGCUCCCCACCGAAACACAUGGCCUGCAGAGCGUCCUGCACAAGAUCGGAGGAACGGGGAAUUUUGUCUUCCUCUUUGCACAGACGGUGGAGCUGAGUGACUGUGAGAAGACCCAGGCUCUAGCCCUGCGGGUGCUGCUGUCUUUGUCCAAGUUUAACCAACACCGCAUCCAUGAAAUGGACUGUUACCAUGGUUACUCUAUGAUCCACCAGGUCCUCAUUAAGUCCAAAUGCAUCGUGGGAUAUCAUAUGCUGAAAACUUUACUGGAUGGAUGUUGCAGUGCGCCCAUCCUCAUCCUGGGGGACGACGGGCAGUUCCAUUUGGACACGGAGUCGAUCGCUGUGGUGCAGGAUAUCAGGCUCCUCUCAGACGUCCUGCUGGACUGGAAGAUCUGGGCAAAGGCUGAGUGUGGAGUGUGGGAAACGCUGCUUGCUGCCUUAGAGAUCCUCAUCAGAGUGCACCACCCUCAUCAGGUCUUCAACAUCCGUCAGUUCCUCAAGGCUGAGAUCGUGCACCGCUUCCUGCUCACCUGCCAGGUGUUACAGGAGCAUCGGGACGAGCAUCUCACUGCCAUCCCACAGGAAGUCUGUCUGUCGUUCGUCAAAAUCAUCCAGGAGGUGCUCGGGUCUCCCCCCGACAUGGACCUGCUGAAACUCAUCUACAACUUCCUGCUGGCUGUCCACCCGCCUACCAACACCUACGUCUGCCACACUCCAUCCAGCUUCUACUUCUCACUACACAUAGAUGGAAAGCUGUACCAGGAGAAGGUGCAGUCCAUUAUGUAUCUGAGACACUCCAACAGUGGAGGAAAGUCUGCCAGCAGCUCUGUGGUGUCGCUCUCCCCAAUAGUCUUCACUGAUGCUCCCCAUGAAGGCCACCUCCUCGGUCCUUCCCUUGAACAUGGAGGUGAUGAUCAGUCGCUACGCCCACCUAGCUUGGCGCCGUCGCCAUACUCGUCCCCUCUACUGACACCUCGACUCGGACACGGUGGCUCAAAUGAGGCAGGCGAAGGUAACGGGUUCUCCCUCGCCACUCAGCAGGCUCUUGGGAGCACAGAGACGCUCAAGAAGGGCGGAGGCGACGAGCAGCUCCUGAGCAGUUGUGAAUCAGCCAAGACGAUCUGUGAGUCUAAGGACAUAGGGGAAGGACGAGCCCUGCGCACUCCUUCCAUCAGCGUGGAGGAGGAGCGGGACGAGGCGGCGGAGGUGGACAGCCUAGCUGAGGGCAGCGUUGGGGUUGCAGAGUCUGAGGACAGGUUCGACUGGGCCAGUGACGAAGUGCCGCGCCGCCCCGACAGCUUGAAAGGCAUCCAAUCCUUCCAGAGGAGCCACAGCAAUCUGGCCAGUCUGGGCCUCGCCUUCCCAGCUCCAAAUGGCUCGUUGGCAAUCGGUCGCUGGCCCAAUUCGGCUGAACGAAGCUCCAUGCCUGAAGACUGGGAGAGCUACACCUACUCUCCUGGCUACGAGAGGGCGCACAGCAAGACUGAGUCCAAUGACAGGUCCUGCACCGAGGACUGCCUGGUGCUGAUCUGCUGUGGACUCUACGAUCUCCUGAGGGGCAUCUUGCUGCUGUUGCCUGACCUCAUGCUCGAGGAGGUGAUGGACAAGCUCAUCCAGCCAGAGGCACUCAUUGUCCUGGUCAACCACUCGUCACCUCUCAUCCAACAAGGCGUCAUGAAGCUGCUGGAUGCAUAUUUCAGCAGAGCCCUCAAGGAGCAGAAGGAGAAGUUUCUGAAGAACCACGGCUUCUCACUUCUGGCCAAUCAGCUGUACAUCCACCAGGGCAGCCAGGGGCUCCUGGAAUGCUUCUUGGAGAUGCUAUUCGGACGGCCGGUGGGCCUGGAGGAAGACCUGGACCUGGAGGAAAUGGAAAAUAUCUCACCCUUCAGAAAGCGCUGUAUCAUCCCAGUGUUGGGUCUUAUUGAGAACUCCCUGUAUGAGAACUCCCUGGUGCACAACAUCCUGUGUAUGCUGCUGCAGCUCCUCAACGCCUGCCCCAAGUUGGCAGACAUCCUGCUAGACCACGGGCUGCUCUACGUGCUCUUUAACACCCUCUCCACCCUCAACGGCAUGGAGAACGGUAUUCCCCUGAAUGACUACAAGCUCCUUGUGUGUGACAUUCAGCAGCUGUUAGUAGCUGUGACCAUCCACUCCUGCAGCUCUUCAGGGUCCCAGUACUUUCGCAUCAUUGAAGACCUCAUUACCUUGCUGGGUUUCAUGCAGACCAGCAAGAUGCGUCGCACACAGGAGAUGGCUGUGGCUUUGCAGUUCCGCGUCCUUCAGUCAGCGAUUGAGUUCAUAAAGACGACGGCUAAUCAGGAACCUCAGAAGCUGAGCAGCUCUGUCAAUACGCCGAGCUCUCCGCAUCAUGCCAUCUAUCAGAAGCGCAAGAGCAUCGCUGGUUCCAUUGCCAUGAAAGACUCCAUUAUCCCCCGCAUCCCCAGACAGCACUACUGCUCCUAUGGCCAGAUCCCCCUCUCCCCUCCCUUCAGCUUCCUGUCCCAGGACUCCCCCCUCCCCUCCCCCUCUGGAGCUCCAUCCUACAUGCUCCACUGUGACGCAGGCCGGCGCCGGUUCUCUCUGGCCCAGACCGACUCUCUCCUGAUGCGGAUGCGCUCCGUAGCCAGCGAUGAGCUCAACCAGAUGAUGCAAAGGAGGAUGAGCCAGGAAAACCCCAUCCGUGCCAGCGAGACUGAGUUUGUCCAACGGCUGCAGAGGCUUGUGGUUCUUGCCGUCAACAGACUCAUUUACCAUGAUGUGAGCGAGGACUUAUUUGACCUGCUGAAUAUUCCUGACUGUCCAGACCAUACGUUUUUAACGCCAGAUCCAGGUGAUCAACCGCAGGACGAUGGUGGCUUCGCCUCCCUCCCACACUCUCCCAUUCCCUUCACCCUGCCGCCUGCCAGCAAGAAGAGCUUUCAGAAAGACAUUCUCAAACUCAUGAUGGACGGGAUCAAAAUCAGCCUGGGUAGCACGGGUCGAGGAGGAGCCCCGCAUCAGCAGUGGCGGAGGAUCCUAUGGUCGUGUCGGGACACUUUUCGGGUCCAGAUCGGCCGCCUUCUUGUGCACACGCUCCGCCCUGCGCUUCCCUUGUGUGACAGGAAGGAGUCGCUGGAGUUUGUGUUUGAUCCAAGACAUUUGGACAUCCUCAAGGAGAGCCUCAGCCCGGGUCUAGAGCAUGGUCCAAAGUUGUCACUGUACCUGUACGAGAUGCUGCAUGAUCACAAGGACAGCCUCACCAAAGACGAGCAGAACGCUGUGGGUGUAUUCAUGACCUCGCUCAAGCUUUGUGGCCAUCGCUGCAUCCCUCCCAACACUCCACACAAACAAGACUUGCUCAAGGCUAUAAAAGAGGAAAAAUUAAAAUAUGAAGCAGAGGAGAAAACGAGCAAAGCGGCAUGGGAAAAGAAAAUGACCAACACUCAGAGGAAUCUUAUCCAGAGGCUGGAUGGAAAGUCCAAGGACAUUUCAAAGAUUGCAGCUGACAUCACACAGAAUGUGUCUCUGCAACAAGGUAUGGAGAGAAAGAAAGUCAUCCAGCACAUCAGGGGACUCUAUAAGACUGACCUCAGCGCCAGCCGACACUGGCAGGAGCUGGUGCAACAACUCACACAUGACCGGGCGGUUUGGUACGACCAGACAUCCUACCCAACGUCCUGGCAGCUGGACCCCACCGAAGGGCCGAACCGGGAGCGACGGCGGCUACAGAGAUGCUACCUCACCAUUCCUAACAAAUACCUGCUCAAAGACAGACGUAAGGCUGAAGACACAGUUAAGCCACCAUUGUCCUUCCUGUUUGAGGACAAGACCCACUCCUCCUUCUCCUCCACUGUCAAAGACAAAGCCACCAGCGAGCCCAUCAGGUUCACCAGACGGUGCAUCAGCGUCGCCCCCUCCAGAGAGACCGCAGGGGAGCUGCUGCUGGGAAAGUCUGGCAUGUACUUUGUGGAGGACAACGCUGCUGAUGCCCAUGACAACCAGAGCCUUCAUGGGGAGACCGAGGCCCCCUCUUUCUCCUGGACGUACGAGGAGAUCAAGGAGGUGCACAAACGCUGGUGGCAGCUGAGAGACAAUGCUGUGGAGAUAUUCCUCACCAACGGCAGGACGCUGCUGUUAGCCUUUGACAACACCAAGUUCCGUGACGACGUCUACCACAACAUCCUGACCUCUGAUCUGCCCAACCUGCUGGAGCACGGAAACAUCACGGCGCUCACUCAGCUGUGGGGCUCGGGUCAGAUCUCUAACUUCGAGUACCUCACGCACCUCAACAAGCAUGCAGGCCGCUCCUUCAAUGACCUCAUGCAGUACCCGGUGUUCCCCUUCAUCCUGCGAGAUUACAUCAGUGAGACGAUCGACCUGCAGGACCCAAACAUCUACAGAAAUUUAAUCAAACCCAUCGCAGUCCAGUCAAAAGAGAAAGAAGAUCGCUACGUGGAUAAUUACAAGUACCUUGAGGAGGAGUACAAGAAGGGCAUCCGUGAGGACGACCCCAUGCCUCCUGUCCAGCCUUACCACUACGGCUCACACUACUCCAACAGCGGCACGGUGCUGCACUUCCUGGUUCGAAUGCCUCCUUUCACCAAGAUGUUCCUCUCAUACCAGGACCAGAGCUUUGAUAUCCCGGACCGGACGUUUCACUCCAUGAACACCACGUGGCGCCUGUCCUCCUUCGAGUCUAUGACUGACGUGAAAGAGCUCAUCCCGGAAUUUUUCUACCUCCCAGAAUUCCUCGUCAACAGAGAGGGUUUUGAUUUUGGUGUUCGUCAAAAUGGUGAGAGGGUGAAUCAUGUGAACUUGCCGCCCUGGGCUCGCAACGACCCCCGUCUGUUCAUCCUGAUCCACCGGCAAGCGCUGGAGUCGGACCAGGUCUCCCAGACACUGUGCCAGUGGAUCGACCUGGUGUUUGGGCUCAAGCAGAAAGGCAAAGCAUCCGUCCACGCCAUCAACGUCUUCCACCCAGCUACUUAUUUUGGCAUGGACGUUUCGUCUGUUGAAGACCCAGUGCAGCGACGGGCCCUGGAGACGAUGAUCAAGACAUACGGACAGACACCCAGGCAGCUCUUCAACGCCUCUCACGUCAGCAGGGCGGGCCCUAAACUCUUGAUGGAGGGGGAGCUGCCGGCAGCCAUGGGUCUCCUGGUUCAGCUGGCCUUUAGAGAAACCCGAGAACAGGCCAAGGAAAUAAUCUGCCCGAGCCCACUGCCGUGGAUCAAAGGUCUGAAGUGGGGAGAGUACGUGGGUUCGCCCUCCGCUCCAGACCCAGUGGUGUGUUUCAGCCAGCCGCACGGGGAGAGGUUCGGAUCCCUGCUGGCUCUGCCAACGCGAGCCAUCUGCGGGCUGUCCCGCAAGUUCUGCCUCAUGAUGAUUUACAGCAAGGAGCAGGGCGUUCGGAGCAUGCACAGCACAGACAUCCAGUGGUCGGCCAUCUUGAGCUGGGGCUACGCAGACAACAUAUUGAGGCUGAAGAGCAAGCAGAGCGAACCACCUAUCAACUUCAUUCAGUGUUCACAACUUCACCAGGUGACCAGCUGCGCCUGGGUGCCCGAUGACUGCCAGCUAUUUACAGGCAGCAAGUGUGGAGUCAUCACCGCCUACAGCAACCGCUUCACCAACACCACGCCCUCAGAGAUGGAGGUGGAAGCUCAGGUUCACCUGUACGGACACACAGGGGAAGUCACCAGCCUGUUUGUCUGCAAACCCUACAGCAUCCUCAUCAGUGUCAGCAGAGACGGCACCUGCAUCCUCUGGGACCUCAACAGGCUCUGUUAUGUACAAAGCCUCACUGGCCACAAAAGCCCGGUGACUGCCGUGUCCGCCAGCGAGACCACGGGUGACAUCGCAACAGUGUGCGACUCAGUGGGCGGAGGCAGCGACCUGCGUCUGUGGACGGUGAACGGCGACCUCAUCGGUCACGUCCACUGCAGAGAGAUCAUCUGCUCCGUGGCCUUCUCCAACCAGCCGGAGGGCGUGUCUGUCAACGUCAUCGCCGGUGGGCUGGAGAACGGCGUCGUCAGGUUGUGGAGCACCUGGGAUUUAAAACCAGUGAGAGAGAUCACCUUUUCCAAGUCGAGCAAACCCGUCAUCAGCCUCACGUACUCGUGCGACGGCCACCACCUCUACACAGCCAACAGCGAGGGCACAGUGAUGGCUUGGUGUCGGCGGGACCAGCAGCGCAUGAAGCUGCCCAUGUUCUACUCCUUCCUGAGCAGCUACGCCGCGGGCUGACUGUGUGUCUGACGUUUACUGACUUCUCAGCAAGAGGAGCCUCCCCCUCUUCCUCUUCCUCCUCCUCCUCCUCCUCCUCCUCCUCCUCUCUGCACUGAUGGGGAGGAGGACGUGUCAGCAUGGCUUCAACCUCCCUGAACCCUCCCGAACUUUUAACUAAAGCCAUCCUGCAGCUGCUCCCAGCAUCAAGAAAUUAUUAUAAAAAUAGUAUUAUAUGUAUAUAAAUAUAUAUUUAUAAACAUACUGAAGUGGAAUGUUGGUGAUGAAUAUGUGGCUGCAACAGACACUUUAUACAAAAUGCAUUUCUGAGAGUGUGUUUGGUUUGUUAAAUCUUUCAUUAUUUUUGUUUCUGUUGAGUUUUUGUUGUUGUGCAGAGAUCCUUGCCUGAUGUUGAUUUUGCAGUUUCCCUGGUAAGCUGCUAUAUCGUCUGGCCAAAGCCGGACCCAAAGUAUGAAGACCCCCGCCUCUCACCUCGGUGGCGCUCGCAUCUCCCGCAGCGCGUCGGCUCACAGAUUGCUGCCAGAGCUCGGCCAGCGUGUCCUGCUGACGCUGCAGCAGCGAGGAGUCUGUCACCGGGAGACGUCCCGCUCUGUGGGAGAGAGACGCCGCUCUGCUGGGCUGUCUGCUCCACUCAAGUCUGAACACUAGUGUCACAGCCCUGCAUCACUUUGUAUCUGAGCUCUCCGGAGGAACGGGGGGGACGUUGGGAUGAAUUGUUCCUUGUGUUGCCUGUUGUUCUGUCCUACUUGUGCAUGCUACAAUGAUGCGGACCUUGACUGUUUGUAUGUGGAUGUGACAUUUACUGUCAGGAUGCUCCUGUAUGAAGGCCUGCCUUGGUUGAACCUGUCCUGUUGCAUUGAGGAAUGUUGAUAUUCAUUUAUUUAUUAGAAGCACCACGGAGGCUUGUCUUUCCUUCUUUUCUUAUUCCUAUGUUUUACUGGCUUAAACUGCUGCUUUAAAUGCACUAAGAACCUUUUCACUACUUAAUAUAGUUUGCUGAAAUUCUGAGAAAGCUAUUAAUAAACAGCAUUAGACGCCUGAAGGUGGAGAAGAAGCCGAGAGGAAUCUCCUGAAUGCCCCCAUCGCUGAUCUACAAGGCAGGCUUAGUAGCUGUGCAGCAUUACAAAACGGGUGUAGAGGGCGUGGUGGAGAGAAUCAUGUGCAGCAUACUGAGGUUAGAGCAGUUAGCGUUUCCUGCUCUGAUGAAGUUCACAGCUUAUUUCAGAUAACACUACACUGAUCAGUCCGGGGAAACAAUCCACCCAACGUUUCUUUCCUUAGCCCACCCAUGGAUCCAUGCAGCUAUUCUUUACAUUCCCAUUUAACCUACAGCACUUUCAGAGUCUGUUAGUAUGUGUGAAAUGGUGGUCAAAGCCCUUUUUUUUUAUCAGCUACCAUUUAAUUCAAGGACAUGAAAUGAGCUUUGAUUUAAUUCCACUUACAAAUCUCAUCCAGAAAGCAAUAUCAGACAUGCAAUAGGUCAUUUGUGUCAUGUUCCAUACGAAGUUUGUUUUAACGCAGCUGUGAAAAAGAAGUUGUUUUGCCUUUUGUGUCGGCCGCAGAGAGCCUCCUGUGAUGAAAAAUGAUGUCUUAACUUUCACACUCUGUUUGACUUGUUUACAAGAAAGGGAAUAUUUCUUCUUAUAUCAUGACGUCAUUCCUUGUGUGGUGUUUUUGUUUUUUCCUUCUCAGCCCACCUGGACCCUUGUGUGCAGCAUCAGGCUUGUACAAGAGCUGAAGUCACUGUGUUUGUUUACUGUUUUUCAUGCUAGUAAAUGUAUCAAAGUGUGUGUCAAUGAGAAUCUCAACCUUUUCUUUUCUCUCAAACAUCCACACGUGAGAUUGUAUGAAUGUUUUUCCCCCCUUUUGUGAGAAAAAGACGAGGAAAACGGGAUAAUUGCCGAUGCUUUCUGACACAGAAGGAAAUACAAUGUUUGUGUUAAUAACUUAAGCUAUGCAUAAUUUAGGAUCAUUGUCUUGAGUUGCUUAAAUUGUGUCAUUUAUUUGACGUCUGUGCUGGUUUUGCAGUUUGGCAUCAUGAAUUGAGGUUCUGAAAGGACUUGUUUUGUGUUUCUUUUUGUAUGUACAUAUGUACGCGUGUGUAUGUAUGGACAAACCACGUGACGAGUAUAUUAUAAAUAUAUAAAUAUUUGAAGAAAUAUGA
Cottoperca gobio is the source of this 14228-nucleotide messenger RNA. RefSeq names its product lysosomal trafficking regulator (gene lyst). NCBI's taxonomy places the organism in Eukaryota, Metazoa, Chordata, Actinopteri, Perciformes, Bovichtidae. Bases 554 to 12064 code for a protein of 3836 amino acids. The transcript is spliced from 56 exons. The record is from RefSeq and is a predicted model, not a curated record. Gene Ontology annotation, molecular function: protein binding.